Molecule: messenger RNA, 1395 nt
Organism: Cladophialophora yegresii CBS 114405
Lineage: Eukaryota; Fungi; Ascomycota; Eurotiomycetes; Chaetothyriales; Herpotrichiellaceae
Exons: 2
Coding region: 1-1395 (464 amino acids)
Biological process (GO): endoplasmic reticulum calcium ion homeostasis
Cellular component (GO): endoplasmic reticulum
Molecular function (GO): calcium ion binding
Source: RefSeq, a predicted model, not a curated record
AUGGACUACUUCAAAUCACUUGUGGGCGGCAAGCCGUCGCAGGCGCCCAUUGUCGCAGAAGAUGCAGACUUCGCCGACUUCGCGGCAGCUCCCCCUCCAUCGCCGGCUUCCAUCCCCGCCUCGCCAGCCGAUGCGCAAGCAGCAAGUCCAACAGGAGCCAAUCUCGCGGCAGGAGAUCUACCCCGGCAAUUGACCUACACGAAAUGGUACCGAGUAUGGGAGCGAACGCAGCUAUCGGACUUCACCAUGGAGGCCAUCCUCAUUCCUUUCCUCCUGCUUGCUCUGCUGGUGCACUUUUGGGGUACGAGGACGAACAGGCGCAAGGCGCGGAAAUGGAUCGCCGUGCAUGAACCAUUGCUGGAGCGAGAGUUUGCGCUGGUGGGUUACGGCCCGGCACCACAAGAGACAAUAGAAGCGGCGUCCACCCCGGUAGACGCAAGCCUCUUCAAGGAGCUGGUCAAGAAGAGCGGGAACGGCGUGUCCGAGGAUCUGCUCAAGGAGAAAUCUGCCUAUGAGUUCGAGUCGUAUGCGACAGGCCGCCAGAACGUGGCCUUCGCCGACAUCAAGAUCUCCCUCAAGAGAAGGAUGAACCCUCUGGUCUUGAUCGCCGAGGAAGUCACGGGCCUCUUCAUCGAAAGCAUCAAGCCCAAGCCCGAAAGAAUCGAAGCAGUCAUCUAUGCCUUCGACGGCAAGGAGAAGGACUUUGUGCCCCCUCCAGUGCCCGGCUCCGAGGAGGCAGGCAAGCAAAAGGGCGUGAGCAACUCGAGCUACGACCCGUUCGUCUUCGCCGUGGUCAAUAAGCUGGCAAUGCGUCGCCUGCGCGACGAACGCUACGACCUCUCCCUCACCUUCACCAAGGACAACGCCAAACUCCCCGAGUGGGCCACCGUCAUGAGCGAGUCCGCCGAAGUCAGCGAAUGGCUGCUCACCAAGGACCUCGUCGACGCCGUCAAGGAAGCCGGGCCGGACCACUUCCAGUAUUUGAUAAUUACGGACCAACCGCACGACAAACCCACCAACCUGAACGAGACGGCGCAGAAGAAACGGCUGCACCUGGCCCUCAACCUGCCCUCGUCCGAGGAGCACUACUUGCACACCCUGCCGCUGUUUGCCCUCUUCCUGCGCCUGCCUGAUUUUCUGGUCUCAAACGCAAAACUCCGCCCGGAGGUCUUGCGCAAGAUCAAUGCCACCCGCGACCAGGAGAAGAGCAAACUCAAGAAGAUAUCUGACAAGGAAGCCGAAGAGGAGCGCCUGAGGCAGCUGGAUAAGUUGAAGAAGGAGGAGCGCGACCGCAAGAUGAAGGGCAUGAGCGCCGAGGAGCAGCGCAAGUUCCUGGACCGCGAGAACGAAAAGCAGCGCAAGAAGAACGAGAAGAAGAUGACCCGCCGUGGUUAG